AUGCAAGCAUGGGAGCUUUUGAAGGACAAGCUUCAAGAAAUUGAACCCGAGGCAAACAUCGCUGCAACGAAGAAGAAGAUUGAGCAUAUGCGAUCGGCUUUUAAGAGAGAGUACAAAAAGGUUAAAGAAUCAAAACGAACGGGAGCAGGAGCCAAUGAUGUCCAUGUUCCUAACCUUUGGUACUAUAAUUUGCUGCUGCCUAUCUUUAACAAGAAAGAUGAACAAUCGAGAUGCGGUGUGGACACGCUGUCCAGUGAUGAAGAAUCCAGAUCAUCAGAACAUGAGAAGGGCAGAAAAAAGUUAAAUACAUUGCAGAUAAAAAAAAAUUAA
Parnassius mnemosyne (clouded apollo) is the source of this 330-nucleotide messenger RNA. The record is from the annotation of a GenBank genome assembly. Lineage: Eukaryota; Metazoa; Arthropoda; Insecta; Lepidoptera; Papilionidae.